CUCUCGAUCUCUCUCCCGCGGCUCUCCCAACUUUCCUUCCCGCUGCUCUCCCUCCCUCCUAUGAUGGAUCCGAUGGCUUUCAAACCUAAAAGAUUCUUGAGUGGUGGAGGAGGGGAAGUGUUUGAUAUAACGGGAAACAGGGAAAUAAAGAUGAUGCCUUUUGGGGCAGGGAGGAGGAUUUGUCUUGCUUCUGGUUUGGCAAAUGCUUCAUUUGGCAAUGCUUCAUUGUUUUUGGCAUGCCAUUUCUCAGGUUGUUAAGGAUCUUGGGUUUGAGCUUCCACCAGCAGGGGAAUAUGCUGUUGGCAUGUUCUUUUUGCCCAAAUCGGAGAGUAGAAGGGAAGAAAGCAAAAAUGUGUUCACAAAGGUAAUUUUGAGGAUGAAAGUUUUGCUCUGUUUGCAUUUGUUUGUGGUUCGUGAUUGCCCAAGGGUCUUUGAGGGAUAUUAUUGGAGAUGGGGACGAAGGACGGUCUUGGAGAUAUAUAACGAAGAAAUUUUUGAUCUUUUGUCCAGCAACGGUGGAGGAGGAUUAGGCCUUGGAUGGCCUAAAGGCAGUGCAUCCAAGGCUGAUGUUCAAAUUGGUUUUGUAACAAAAGGGGUCAACUUUUUAUCAGAAUGAGGGACUUGGCAUGACCAAUUCUAGUUUCCCACUGCAGC
This is a messenger RNA of Corylus avellana, 654 nucleotides long. Lineage: Eukaryota; Viridiplantae; Streptophyta; Magnoliopsida; Fagales; Betulaceae. The record is from RefSeq and is a predicted model, not a curated record.